AUGGGAGCAAGCGGUGGCAGCGUUCUAGCUCGGCAAAUCCGACCGCAGAAAUUCCUUUUCCACUUCUUCUUUUGGGGUUUCCACUGGGCAUUAUUCGCGAUAGGAUGGUGGAAACAAGCAGGUGACAUCCGUUUGGCUCCGCUCAAUGCUCUUCAGUACUCAGUAUGGAUCUCACGAGGUGCUGGUUUGGUUUUGUCAGUCGACACCAUGGUCAUCGUGAUGCCCAUGUGCAGAAACAUUCUUCGCUGGCUAAGGCCGAAAGCGCGAUGGCUACCGCUUGACGAGUCACAAUGGUUCCACCGACAAGUAGCAUAUGCUAUGCUUUUCUUUACGGUCGUACACACAUCGGCACAUUAUGUCAACUUUUACAAUGUUGAGCGCACGCAAGUACGACCUCAAAUCGCUCUUCAGAUCCAUUACACCGAAGCUGGCGGCAUUACUGGCCACAUAAUGUUGUUCUGCAUGCUUUUGAUCUACACCACCGCCCACCAUAGGAUCCGACAACAGUCGUUCGAGACCUUCUGGUACACUCACCAUCUAUUCAUUCCAUUCCUGCUUGGUAUGUACACGCACGCAACUAGCUGCUUUGUUCGUGACACAGCUCCCGCCUUCUCUCCAUUCGACAAGAAUAAUUUCUGGACCCAUUGCAUUGGCUACGAGGGAUGGCGAUGGGAGCUUGUUGGUGGCGGCUUGUAUCUCUUCGAUCGUCUAUAUCGAGAGAUUCGCUGUCGGCGGCAAACUGAGAUCGUCAAGGUCGUCCGCCACCCCUACGAUGCUGUUGAGAUCCAAUUUACCAAGCCUAGCAUGAAGUACAAGCCCGGACAAUGGCUCUUUCUGAACUGCCCAGAAGUUAGCUACCACCAGUGGCAUCCAUUUACGAUCACCUCAUGCCCACAUGAUCCAUACGUCUCCAUUCACGUCCGCCAGGUUGGUGACUUCACCCGCGCUCUUGCCGAUGCUCUUGGCGCUGGUCAAUCGCAAUCAAAACUCUAUGACGAGCUCGACCCUAUGGGCAUGUACGAAAUCGCUCUACAGCACGGCCAAAAGAUGCCGGCUCUGCGAAUCGACGGACCUUACGGAGCGCCUGCUGAAGAUGUUUUCGAGAACGAAGUCGCAGUCCUCAUUGGUACUGGUAUUGGUGUCACACCGUGGGCUUCGAUCCUAAAGUCGAUUUACCACCUCCGCCUUAGCCCGAAUCCGCCAAAGCGCCUUCGCCGCGUAGAAUUCAUCUGGGUCUGUAAGGACACGUCAUCUUUCGAAUGGUUUCAGACGCUGCUUUCGUCACUCGAAGCACAAUCUCUUGGCGGAUCGGACGGCGACCAGUUCCUGCGUAUCCACACCUAUCUUACGCAGAAGAUGGACGCCAAUACUGCGCAAAACAUCGUCCUGAACUCCGUAGGUACGGACAAAGAUCCGCUAACUGAGCUGAAAUCAAGAACGAACUUUGGCCGUCCAGAUUUCCAUCGCUUGUUGUGCGGUAUGCGCGAUGGCAUUCUGGAUCGGACUUACAUGAAUGGGCUAGAGAGCACGUUGAGGACGGAGGUUGGUGUGUACUUUUGCGGUCCGAAUGUAGCUGCAAGGACUAUCAAGAAGGCAUGCAAGCAAGCGACAUGUCAGGAAGUGAACUUCAAGUUCUGGAAGGAGCAUUUCUAG
Molecule: messenger RNA, 1653 nt
Organism: Cucurbitaria berberidis CBS 394.84
Lineage: Eukaryota; Fungi; Ascomycota; Dothideomycetes; Pleosporales; Cucurbitariaceae
Product: NADPH oxidase A
Exons: 4
Coding region: 1-1653 (550 amino acids)
Biological process (GO): superoxide anion generation; defense response
Cellular component (GO): NADPH oxidase complex; plasma membrane
Molecular function (GO): superoxide-generating NAD(P)H oxidase activity
Source: RefSeq, a predicted model, not a curated record